GGCUUACUUUAAUCGCUGCACCGAGUUUGAAUCCCCUCCCGUAAUUUAGAUGUUUGUGGCGCUCACACCGCUCAAAUUUCGUCGCUCAUCCUCCGCUUCGCACCCCUAAAGCAGCCGCGCAUCAGCAGCCCUGUUUGCGUGACUAGGAGUCCACGGUCCCUUGCAGCAUUUAGGAUUUAAUCAUAUUUGGAUCAAACCUUUGAAAUUUCCUUAAAAUGAUGACCCUUUCUUCAAUCUCUCGGUUCAUGUCCUCCUCAGUUGGCCGCAAAAGUCACAAAUUCUCAAUCUUGCGGUUCUCUGCUGCCUCAGAUGGGGAGAUAGUCUACAAUCGGCUGCAGGAAAAUGGUGGCAACAUUGAGAAAACCCUUUCAUCAAUCAAUGUCCACUUGGACUCCAAAUGUGUAAGUCAGGUCUUAAAGAGAUGCUAUCGUAGCCAAUCCCAAAUGGGUCUUAGGUUUUUCAUAUGGGCUGGUCUUCACUCCAGUUAUAGGCAUAGCUAUUUAAUGUACAGCAAAGCUUGUGAACUGUGUGAGAUUAAGCUAAACCCAAGUGUGAUUUUUGAUGUUUUGGAAGCUUAUAGAAUUGAAGGGCGCUUUGUUAGUCUUAAGGCAUUUAAGGUUGUCUUUAAUUUAUGUAAAGAAGCUAAGCUUGCCGAUGAAGCUUUGAGGGUAUUAAGGAAAAUACCGGAUUUUGGUUUGCGUCCAGAUACUACUGUGUAUAAUGUUGUUAUAAGGUUGUUUUGCGAUAAAGGUGAUAUGAAUACGGCUGAAAGUUUGGUGAAAGAGAUGGGCUUGGUGGAUCUUUUGCCCGAUUUGAUCACGUACAUGGUAAUGAUUAAGGGGUUUUGUAAGGUGGGUCGGUUAGAUGAUGCUUGUGGGUUGUUUAAGGUUAUGAAGGGACAUGGUUGUUUGCCUAAUGCUGUGGUGUACUCAGCACUUCUUGAUGGGUUUUGUAGGUCUGAGAAAAUGGAGAGAGCUUUGGAGUUAUUGACAGAGAUGGAGAAGGAAGGUGGGGAUUGUAGCCCUAAUGUAGUAACAUAUACGUCUGUGAUUCAAAAGCUUUGUGACAAGGGUCGGUUGAAAGAGGCGUUGGUUAUUUUGGACCGAAUGGAAGCUUGUGGAUGUGCCCCAAGUCGCGUAACGGUUAGUGCUCUAAUUAAGAGUUUUUGUAUGGAGGAUCAAGUUGAAGAGGCUUAUAAACUGAUUGAUAGAGUUGUUGUGGGACGCAGUGUUACAUAUAGUGAUUGCUAUAGCUCUCUUGUUGUGUCUUUGGCAAGAGGUAGAAAACCUGAAGAGGCAGAGAAGGUCUUGAGGAUGAUGCUUGAUAGUGGAGUGAAACCAAAUAGUUUGGCGUGUAGCAUUAUGUUAAAAAAGAUUUGUUUGGAAGGACGGGUGAUAGAUGGAUUUUGCUUGUUUGAUGAACUUGAGAAGAUGGAAUGCUUGUCUUCCAUUGACUCUGAUACUUACUCAAUUCUUUUAGUGGGCCUUUGUGAACAAAAGCAUUUAGUGGAGGCGGCAAAGCUGGCAAGGCUAAUGCUAAAGAAAGAAAUUAAGCUGAAAGCUCCUUAUGUUGACAGUAUAGCUGAGAUCCUGAAGAAAUCCGGAGAUGAGGAGUUAGUCAAGCAUGUGGGUAGAAUUGCAUUUUGAAGUUUAACAAAAGACAAUGCUCACCUGUUUUUAUGGAUUUUCUUUGCUUAUCUGGAAUUGGGUUCUUCUCCUAAGCUCAAAGUCUCAAACCUAGUAGAAAACAAUCAGUGAGUUAAGUUGGUAGGUGUGGAAGAAGGGAAUUCAUGCCCUGGAAAUACAAUUUUGGUAGCAGAAGCAUUGUUGGUUCGGAUGCAAAACGGGUUUAUCAGUGCAGGGGCUCAUGCGCUGUUUUACCCAACUCUGCUUUAAAAUGUCAUUGGGAAUAAGCUUUAGGCUGAGUUUCUGUGGUGGGACAAGGUCGAUGAGUGCCACGGAAGUAACCAUCUGGUGAUUCCUACAAGAGAUUACUGCUUUGCACCAUCACUGAGUGAUACAUGUUGUGCUGUAGACUUCAUUCAUGAUGACACCUGAUUCUGCCUAUGAAUGAAUAUCUGAAGUCAAUUUGUCCAAGGUUGCUUUUAGCCUCUUCUCAGUGGCAGGUAACUUAAGAAACUCAAUGUGAUUUGUAAUGACAUUGUGGGCUCAUUCUCCCUGCCUAGGAAUCUGGUGUUCAAAACCCUGGAAGUUUUGUUCAAUUUUCUUUCUUGUGGGAAUUUUGGUGUUUUUUUUUGUAGGUGAUUCUAAUUCGUAUUUGAUUUAUGUUUACUGGUUUAGUUAUUGACUUGCAAUUUGUUUUUUCUGUUGUGUGUCUAUGUAUGUGAUGAAGAAUAGUGGAUAAGAAAAAUGCAUUGAGUGCCUGAUUAAGUUUUCUCUGCAUUUGGCAGUAAUAAUCUAUGAGUUUAAUAUCCUUGUUUGUCUGAUUAUCUUGGCUAUGCAAAAAAGUAUAAUUUCUGAAUGAUCUGCAGACAUUGAAUUCCCAAACAGUCAAGGCACCGAUUCUUUAAUUUAAUUUUCUCAGUUCAUUUGUUAAUGGUGGA
Prunus avium (sweet cherry) is the source of this 2563-nucleotide messenger RNA. RefSeq names its product Tetratricopeptide repeat (TPR)-like superfamily protein. The record is from RefSeq and is a predicted model, not a curated record. NCBI's taxonomy places the organism in Eukaryota, Viridiplantae, Streptophyta, Magnoliopsida, Rosales, Rosaceae. Gene Ontology annotation, molecular function: protein binding.